Messenger RNA from Mycena citricolor, 3980 nucleotides. The record is from the annotation of a GenBank genome assembly. NCBI's taxonomy places the organism in Eukaryota, Fungi, Basidiomycota, Agaricomycetes, Agaricales, Mycenaceae.
AUGUCCGACUCAUCCAAUCCCAUCAUCUUCAAGCGGCGGUCCAAACCCUCAACACGUACCAGGCAAUCUUCUGCAGAACCAGAAAUCAAAGAUGCCGGAUCAGACUCACCCAGCACGCUAGCUACGCGAUUGAAGACGAAGACAAAACGCUCUCAGCCCAAGUCAAGACUAAGCUUUGGCGGUGGCGACGAUGAGGAAGAGGGGGCGGAAGUGUUCAAGGUGAAAAAGUCGAAUCUCAGCCAGAAACUCUCGCUGGGCACUCAUCCUUCUAUGACACCCUUGCAAUCUCGUGACUCUCCCAGUCGAGGCCCUGUCUACGAUCAAGCGUAUUUGCAGGAGCUCAAAGCCAGCACGCCCAAUGCACGUCCGCCACCCGUGCACGACGACGCGCAGGAUGUCGACAUGUCUAUCGACAUCGAUGCGUCUGUCACCAAUCUCUCCUUGCAUGAUAUAAGCGGAUUGGACCUGCCUGACACCAUGAUACCGGCUGAGUCAUCGAUCCGAGCGGCCAAGGAACGAAGGGAACGAUUAAGGGCGACUGGCGCAAGUGUCGAGAACGACUACAUCUCUCUGUCUGUCGUCAAACGUGGCGAUGAGCCACAAGGACCACAUCCCGAGAGUAGGCUCGUGCGAGAGGAGGACGAGUUGGGCGAGGGAGACGACGCUCAGAUUCUCAUAGAGUAUGCCGAAUAUACAAGCGCGCAGGACAGAAUCGCACUUGGCAAAAAGUCGAGGAAGCUCGAGGCAUCCAAACGCCGUGACCAGAUGAAAGAGAUGAUCGAGGACGCAGAUGAAGUCGAUGAGGAAACGGAUGAAUGGGAACAGGAACAGAUUCGGAGAGCUGGACACGCUUCAUCUGGCCAAGAGGCUUCUCGGACCAAGGAACCUAUAAGCCAGCCCCCAGUGCUACCUACCUCGACACCACUACCUGUCCUCAGCCCGGCUCUCAGCCGGCUGAAUCAACAACUUGCUCAACUGACCAUGUCUCAUGCAGAAAACACGAGCGCUCUAAACGAAAUCGGCAGGGAGAGGGCCGAAGUCGACAACCGUGAGGUUGAAAUGCGAGAGAUGGUCGAGAAAGCCGAGAACAAACGCGCGUGGUUUAGCGAGUUCAAGGACUGGGUCGAAGGUGUAGCGGCGUUCCUUGACGAGAAGUAUCCUCUUCUCGAAGCGUUGGAAGAGGAACACUGCUCACUGAUUCAAGAGCGCUCCGGUAUGGUCAAGACACGCCGCAGCGCGGAGGAUGAGGACGAUAUGUGCACUUUUCUGGGUGUUGUGCGUCCUCCGGAAGAAGAGGAACUGGAUGAAUUUGGGCGCGCGAUUCCGAAAGCUACUGCCGCAACACGACGUGCGGCUCGCCUUGCUCGCCGCCGACGAAGGCACCCAGAUCGGCCUGUUAAUGACUUUGACGAGACGGAGGGAUAUUCCACGGAUUCAUCGCUGCCACCGUCGGACCUGGAUGCGUACUCCAAGGCGCUGGCCUCUCUUUACGAGCGAGCGGCGAAGAUUUUGUCCGACGUGCAGGCGGAAGAGUUCCGGGAGCCCGGGAAAGGCCGAUGGAGUGUCUGGCGAGAGAGAUAUAGCGAAAGCUAUGUCGGAGCUUGGGGUGGUCUCGGCGUCGUCAGCGUGUGGGAAUUUUGGACGCGGCUGGAGAUUGUCGGAUGGGACAUGCUCAAGGAGCCAAAAAGUCUCGACAGCUUCAAGUGGUAUGAGGGUCUGCAUGAAUACAGUAGACCGAAUGGAGAGGACCUUGGGCCCGAUGGGGACUUGGUCUCCUCCAUGAUAUCCACUGUCGUCAUCCCUCGCCUAUGCAAGCUGCUCGAGUGCGGGGUAUUUGAUGUGUACUCUGACGCAGAAUGCCGUCGCAUGUCGGACCUCGCCGAGGAGAUCGAAGCUAGCAUAGAUGCCGGCAAUACCAAAUUCCUGGCUCUGUUGAAGUCGGUGGCCGGGUUGUUCACGACGCUAUCACCGAUAUCCGGUCUCUAUACGACAGACAUCACGGACAAGCCAGCUCCAAUUUUGAUCCCGCAACAAUCCCUGCCCGCACAAGAUUGCUGAACCGCAGCAUGAAACUGCUCCAGAACACGGUCCGAUGGAGAAAGUACAGUCGCGAUCGCUUUGGGAUCGGGGAUGACAUCCAAGUCCUGGUUUUAGUCAUUACAGAGAUUUCUCAGAAUGCUUGGGACGGUGGACAGUCCUUUGCUAAUCAGGCACGUGCCAUCGCGUCCGGCCAAGUGGGUAGCCUCAAGUUUCUUCCACCCUGAUGGUCAGAGGAUCACCACCAGCUGUUUUCCCAGGCAGGUGAAGCGGGAAUGUGAUCCUUGUACUGUUUCGAGAAUACCACAUGAAAAGCACAUGAGGAUAUCCGAGGGCGUGAGCCGAUGUAAAAUUGAAUAUCGUGACACAACAUGUCAAAAGUGGUUACGCAAACGGCAUCACCCCAAUCCGCGAUUCACAGUUCAGCCUCAUCGCCCAAGUUGGUCCAAAGGUAGAUCAUCUCGCAGCGCUUCAUCCUUCACCAUCUCGUUCCUGAGUCCCUGGGGUCUAAGCUGGUUUGGAGCUUGCUGAAGGCCUCGGCGAACUCGCAGUGGACUAGAUUCGUGUCCACAACGGAUCUUGCAUGACUUCAUAUGUGAUCUAUCAUAUGCGCGCACUUGCUGGGGUAACGGAAGUGGGCGGCGAGAACGUGGGCUUGGCCGGAUGCACGCGCGCGGGCCCGACUUCCGGAACCAUCAGAAAUCUCUUACUUAUCCAGCGGUGACAUGAGCUCUUACAGCGGCAAAACGCGGCAACUGGUUUCUGUAAAGGAUGCUGCUCCCCUAUAAAUAACCCUAGUUGAGCGGCAGGACUCCCCGCUUUCCCUCCCCGUUACCCCAGUCCACUCUGAGGCGCGAUCUCUCAUGUCUCUCUCCAAAGUUCCCGACGAGCUGUUUGCGACACACACCGAAACGACUGAAAAAGACAGCCACAUUGAGCACGUCGACAACGUGGGGUACUUUGACGACGACGAUUUCACGACCUAUCCUAAUGCUUGGUCCCGGUACCGAUUGAUGUUCCGCGAAUAUGUAGCAGAGUUCUUGGGGGUCUGCAUCCUGAUACUCUUCGGCAAUGGUGUGAACUGCCAGGUGACACUGUCCGCUAAUACUGGAGUGGCCGCAUCUCAACAAGGGAGCUACUUGUCCAUCUCGUUUGGCUGGGCGAUCGGCACGGCGAUGGGUGUCUGGGUAUCCGGCGGUAUCAGCGGUGGACAUAUCAAUCCUGCUGUCACUAUCGCACUCGCUACUUACCGUGGGUUCCCGUGGAAAAAAGUGCCGGGCUACAUUCUCGCCCAAGUUCUCGGCGGCGCUGUCGGCGCUGCUCUGGUUUACGCCGACUACUAUCAUGCCAUUAACGUCUUCGAAGAUGGACGUCGGACAUUAGCGACUGCGGGCUUGUUCUCAACUUAUGCUCUGGCAUACAUGCCCAACGUCGCCUGUUUCUUCUCCGAGUUCCUCGCUACUGCUGUGCUCAUGGUCAUGAUUAUGGCUAUCAACGACAAGAAGAACAUGCCAGUGCCCGCGGGGACCGGCCCUGUCUUCCUGUUCCUGCUCAUUCUGGGCCUCGGCGCAUGUCUCGGAAUGGAAACCGCCUACGCGUUGAAUCCUGCUCGUGACCUCGGCCCCCGCAUCACCACGGCUAUCGUCGGAUAUGGAAGACAGGUCUUCAACUACAGGAAUCAGUACUGGCUCUGGUGUCCGAUCCUCGGUCCGAUUCUGGGUGCUCAAGCUGGCGCAUUGUUCUACGAUGUCUUCCUCUACACUGGCGAUGAGAGCCCCAUCAACCGGCCGAACGCUGCAGCUCGUGCUCGCCAUGCCCGGGCUUCUCGAAACAUGCGGAAAAACAUGCCUGCCGGCCCCGGUGCAGAGGAACGAGUGUGAACGACCGAUUCGACGAUUCUUCCACGCCCGACAGACGCUAACAUCCAAGUUAUACCAUCCGUG